UACAAAUAUUGAUAUUACUUUAUUAGAUAAGUAAUUGUAAUUUGUAAGUAUUUAUGUUUUCUGGCAGUAUAAUAUAAAGAUUUUAAUAAAAUGGACAUCUAAUAUUAUAUAAUAAAAUAUUAUUAAAUAACAUUAAUUAAACCAUUUUUGUAUUGACACGAUUUUAAGAGGAACAUAUUGCACACGUUUUUAUUGUCGUCUUUAAUUUGUAUUGUUUUUAAAUUACAUAUUGAUCAAACUGUUUUAUUGACAAGAUUUACUGAAGACCGAUGAAUCAUGUUACCUCCACAUAAUGGUGAAAUUAUGCAUCUUAAUGUUGGUGGUACAAGGUAAAUAACAAAAACUUUAAUUAACAAUUAACAAAUUGCAUGCAUGAUUUAUAAUUUGACCAUCAUAUUUUUUUAUUUCUUUGUAAAACAUUAUUGAUUGUGCUAAAAUUUAAACCUAAUUAAAGUUUAUUUUAAUGAGUAAAUAGUACUUUGUAGCUAAUCUUAGUUUAUUUAUGCAUUUCAAAUUUUGUAGUAUAUAUCAUUGUAGUUAUUUGUAUAGUUUGAAUGUAAGCAUUUGCCCAAUCUUAAUUUUUAAAAAUACUAAUUUUGGGCCACCAUUUACCAAAAUUGUAACAUAUGUGAAAUGUAGUUUAAACCAAAUGAUAAUGCAAUUUAUUCAUCUAUUCAGCUGGAUGGAUAAUUCUAUUAAUUUAUCUUGUAGAGCUCUUUUUUAUUAUUAUAAUUAAGUUUAUAUAGUUUAUUAGUGAAAACCAGAAAGCAAUUUUAAAAAGUACAAUUUUCAUUUAUAAAAUAUUAUAAGAAUAUAAAAUAUAUUUUCAUAUGACUUUGGAGGAAUGAGACAAUAGAUUAGCUGAACAAGAUGCCUAAUGAAGUGGUGACGUAAUUAGCAAGGUUGAGAGCUUUAAAUGCCUUGGUUCUUUUGUACAAAAGAAUAAUGGCUUUGGUGAGGAUGUUAAUAAUAGGAUUGAGCGUGGUUGAAUAAAGUGAAGGUGUUUCAUGCGACUAGAGGAUUCCAAUUAGACUUAAAAGUAAGUUCUACAAGAGUGUAGUGAGACCAGCUAUGUUUAUGUGUGUCAGAGUGUUGGGCGGUAGACAAAAAAAUAGAAUAGAGAAUGAGUGUAUGAAAGAUGAUAUUGCUUAGGUGGAUGAGUGGAGUGACUAGAUAUGAUAGAAUAAGGAAUUAAUACAUAAUGAAUAGCUAUGUAUGGCUUCAAUAGUGGUCAAAAUUAUAGAAAAUAGACUGAGCUGGUCUGGGCAUGUUAUGAGGAGAGACGAAUCAGAAGCAGUAAUAACUGUAAUGAAACUAGAUAUAGAAAGAAGAAGAUGAGAGGAAGACUGAAAGGGAAGUGGUUGGAUGUGGUUGAGAAUAAUCAGAGGGCUGAUGGUGGUGGAGGAUUGGGUCUAAUGGAAGUUUAGGGCAAGGGUGACUGACCCCAAAUAGUUAGAUUGGGAUAAAAGUUAAGGAUAAUAAGACAAUUUUCAUAUUUGAAUCCGAAAAUUGUUUUUUUAUUAUUUUUAGUUUUAGUAACCUAUUUGUAUUCCUAUUGUUUUUAAAAGAAUCUGUAUAAUUUUUUAAUAUUAUAUUUAUUCCCAGGUUUUCAACAUCGCGGCAAACAUUGACUUGGGUGCCAGAUUCGUUCUUCACUGCUUUAUUAAGUGGCCGUAUUUCUAGUCUUAGGGAUGAUACAGGUGCUAUAUUUAUAGAUCGUGAUCCAAAAGUUUUUGCCAUAAUUUUAAAUUAUCUACGAACACAUGACAUUGAUUUGUCUGGUACUGAUAUCAGAACAUUACGUCAUGAAGCUGAAUUUUAUGGUAUCAUGCCUCUAGUCAAAAGACUCAUUCUAUGUGAAGAUCUUGAACAAUCGUCAUGUGGAGACAUUUUAUUUUAUAGCUUGUUGCCUGCUCCAAGUAAUACUCAUUUUAUUUUUAAAUACAUUCAAAUAUCUAAAUUAUAUUUUGUUCAGAUAUUCUGUAUCUAAAUUGUAUAUUUUUUUAAACAUUUUAGUCAUUUAAUUUUUUUUUAAUUUGUAUAGUUUAAUUUUUUGUUGAAAAUGAUUUUGUAGAUCCUCCUAUGCAAGAGUCUGAAAUAGUUAGUAAUACUGCUAAAGUAGAUGAUCAAACAAGACCUGGUUCAAUUGUUCGAGUUCCUGAACCAGCACCACCACCAAAUUCUCCUUCAUCUAUACCUCAUACACAUGGUUAUCAAAGGUUUAUAUAUAUUUAGUUGUUUUCAAACUAAAAAUUAAAAUAAAAAGUUAAGAUUUUUCUAAUUGUGCAUUUUUUUAGUCGUUGUCAUUCUCGUAAUUCUUCUUUGGACAUUUCUCGUGUCACUGUAAAUGGUCGUGGGUCAGUUAUUAAUGGUCGUGGUAACGGUAGUAGUGGACAUUCCAGAGCUGCAUCACUUGGUAGUCACGUACCUAAUCAUCAUUCCAGAAAUUCAUCUGCUGAUCUUAAUAAGUAUAUUAGGAAUGAUGCGUUAAAUUUAGUUUUUGGUUACAAUCAAGGUUCUAACUGGGCUGAUCCAUUACGUGUCCAAAUUAUUAAAGCUCAUCAUAAUUGGAUUGUAGUUGCAUAUGCUCAUUUUAUUGUUUGCUAUAGGUAAAUCUAAAUUUAUAUUUAUUUUUUAUUGGCUAAAUUUUUAAUAUUGUUUUGUGUUUUACAUUAUUUAUAUUUAAUAACAAUCUUUUUUUUAUAAAGAAGAACCUACAUUAUGCAAUUAAAAUUUAUAGUUUUAUGAUAUUAAAGGUUGAAAGAUUCUAGUGGUUGGCAACAAGUUUUCACAUCACCACAUAUAGAAAACUGUAUAGAGCGAAUAGCGAUUAAUGCUAAAAUAAACAGCCAAAAUGGGAAUUCCGAUGGCUCUUCUGUCAUGGUUGCUAUAUCAUACGGAAGUCAAGUACGCCUUUGGGGUGUAUCAGAACAAGGAUCUCGGACCAACAUAGGUAAUACUAUUGAUUAUAGAAUUCUAUUCUGUAACCAAUGGUAAUACUUAUUUAAUUACAUUAUUUUUUUAAACAUGUGUGGAGUUCCAUUCCCAAUUGAGUGGCCCUGACCUUAAUCUAAGAAUCUUAUACUAAGUCUUAUAGAUGUGGUUGCACCAACACUGAUAGCAUUAUAAAAUAAAAUCAUGUUAUUGUUAUAACCACGAUGAUUGAUCGUGUAACAAAUUUGAAAGUGUCUUAUAUGUCGUUUCCUUAUGCUAUUCCAAAAUGUAAUACAUAAUUUUGAACUAUUAAAACUUGAUCAUUUAAAAACAUGCCUAUAAUAUUUUACAACGCUUACAUUGUUUAUAUGAACGCCACACUACUGUACUUCCGAUGUGGGCGAAAAUAUCUAUUAUUUUUUUUAAAUUCUGUAUUUAAAAAACAACGCGUAAAUUCAACACUUGUAGCGGAAUAUACGUAAUGCUCGUUCAUUAAACAAAACGUGACUAAUUUUAAAGUUGAAAAUAUUUAAUUUUAAAAAAAAAUGUUGUCUAGGUACAUUUAAUUUUAAAAAAAAAUGUUGUCUAGGUACAUUUAAUUUAAAUGUUCGUGUAGAACAUUUAUUUUUCAUUGGCAGUCAACUCGUUGCUUUAUCGCCUACUGGUAAAAUAGGCGUUUGGCACGCAAUGACUCAACAUUGGCAGACUCAAGAUGUUGUACCAAUUGCAUCAUUUGAUACAGCUGGUUCAUUUUUGCUUCUUGGUUGUAAUAAUGGAUCAAUAUAUUACAUUGGUAUGAAUUAACUAUAUAAAAUAUAUAAUUAUUACUACAUUAUAAUUAUAUUUCUAUCAUAAGUAUAAAUAAUAAAUUAUCUUCAUAUAUUUUAGACAUGCAAAAAUUUCCAUUGCGAAUGAAAGACAAUGAUUUACUAGUAACAGAGCUCUAUAAAGAUCCUUCCAAUGAUCCAAUUACAGCUAUUUCUGUUUACUUAACUCCUAAAACAAGUAAGAUUUCAAAACAAUAUAAAUUUAAUAAUGACAUUAUAUAAGUUCAGAAAAAUAUAAAGAAUUGUUAAUAAUUUGCCCAUGAGUGUUGAUAUUUACUACUUUUUUUUUUAUCAGAAAUAGAGUAGCAUAUAAUAAAGAAUUAAUUCAACAACAAUAACAAUAAAUUGAAUAUUAACACAUUUUAUCAAUUUUAAGAUUUAGGGUUUUAUCAAAUGGGUCUUUUGUUUAUUGAUUCGAAAAUUUUUUAAAUCUCUGUAUCAUUCUUUAGAUUAAAGUUUCCCAACUAGUGUGCUGUGAGGUAUCCAUAAGUGUGUUACAAAAUGUCAUGACUAGGGUUCAGGACUUAUAACACUUAUAUCAUCAAAAUAAGCAAAAAAAUAAAAAAACUAUGAAUACAAUUUAUUUUUAUAUUGUCAUGUUUUUGAGAACUUUGUAACUUCUAAUAGAUUUUUUUGAAAAUAUUUUUUUUUAAUCGAUUCUGAAUGGAGCUCAGUUAAUAUUAUUUCUUUUUCAACAACGUGCAUUUUCAUGACAACAAUGUUUUAAAAAAAAUUGAAAAAUCAAAAUAAUAAUAACUUAUAACUUAAUAAUAACAAAUAAUAAUUAAAAACGGUUGCCAAUGACUUUAUUUUUAAUUUUUUUUAACCUUUACUUGAUUUAAAGUCAAUUUAUUAUUAUUUGUAGUGUUUUUUUUGAAAUGGCAGUUCAAAGGAAUUAUAUAAUAAUUGUUUUUUAAUUAACAAAUAUAAAUUAAGUGAGGAAUUAUCUGGCCCGAAUAUAAGUGCUCAUAGUGUUGAUGUUAAGGAAUUGCCUGGUUCGAGUUCAAAUCCUCUUAGUGUUAAGGUUAGUGUGAAAAAAAAUAUUGACGUGAUCAAAAAUAGUUUUCAACAGUAUCAUGAAAUAGCUACUUAUCAUUUGAUUUCACAUUGACUGGUGAAGAAAUACUCAUAUCUCUAUGACCUAUUUGUAGUAAAAAACUUUCCAAUAAAUCUAUGGUACCAAAUAAGUUGAAAAUACAUCUACUAUCAAAACAUGGUUUUCCGACUGAAGAGCUGCUUGAUUAUUUCAAAAAGUUAGCCUCAAAUCAAAACAGUUAGGCUUCAAAUUGUAUAAAACAAUCAAUUGUAUCAAAUGAAGCACAAUGUGCUUACUAUACUGUAAUUGAACUGAUAGAAAAAAAAAAUAAAUUGUGUACGUUAGUUGAAUUAACCAUUUUACCAGCUUGCUAUGAAAUCAUUAAAAUUGUAUUUAUUUUUAUAAUUUAAUCAUAAUAUAUCUGUUUUUUCAUAUCAAUAAAUUUAAUAUUUGUAAUAGAUUAAAAUAUUAUCAUUCAUGAGUUUUCUUAGCCUAAAUAAACACACCAUUUUUCUAGUUAUUCACUAAUAAUUUACUGAUAUACAAUUAUUAUGGUAUUUAUGUGAUAAAUGCCUAAUAUUAAAGAAAAGUAUAUUUAUUUUAUUAUAACUAUACGGUCUGGACUUUUUAGUACAAUAUAUAUAAGUCAGUGUGCCUCGGUUAAAUACAUGUUGAGAUUAUUGUGCCAUGAAGGCAAAAAGGUUAGGAAAUAUUCCUUUAGACAAUAUAGGAAUGCAAUAGUUGCAUUUUUUUUAUAUUUAAUUUUAAAUUAUGUUUUAGGAAUUUUUGAGAACUAGAAAAUAUCCUUUGGGCGAAAAUUCAUUAUUUUAUCUGUUUUUUCUUUCUAUAUCUUAGUAGUGUGUCUAUUAUUCUUUCUAAUAAUUUAUAUGUUUAUACAUUUUAUUUAAGAUACUGUGAAUCUUUAAUCUCUGGUUGGUAUUAAAUUAGAAUGUGUUACAUUUAAAAGUUCCAAUAUAUUGCCAAUAUUCUUUUGAAAAAAUUUGAUUUAUAUUAUGCUUAGUCUUUUAGUUAAUAAGUUUCUAUGAAAAUUGUUUUUGAGUUUCUAUAAAAUAAUGAAAGUGUUUUUUUUAAAUUAUAAAACUAAAAAAAACGUUUGACCUUUUAUUAUUCUUUUUAAAUAUACAGGAUUGUUUGUUAAAUUUAAUUUUUGUGGAAAUAUUUAAAAUUACAGAGUGACUAAUAAUAUCAUAGUUAUAAUAAACCCAUAAUUUAUAUCUAUAUAAAAAAAAAAUAUGUUUGAUUAAAAUACUAUUGCUGAAAGUUAUUAUAUAUUAAAUUCCAAAACAAAUACACAUUUUUGUUGUAAAAAAAAAAAUAUAACAAUAAUUUGAAAAUAAUGUUCAUAUAUGUUCAAGUUGUUAAAAAAAUAAAGAUUCGUUUACAUUCAUAAUUUAUGAGUUAAAAGAUAUUACUUAUAUACAUUGAGAAUAAAUUGUAGGAAUGCUAUUAUUUUUAUUAUUUAUAACAAGUGACUAAAACAGUUUUGAUAUUUAUAUAAACUAGUAUUUUUUUUGUCUAUUUUAAUCUAAAUAAUAUAACAAUUAAAUGCUUGAGUUUUAUUUGAAACAAGAUUUUUUUAUAUUUCUACAACUUAAUAUCUAUAUUAAAUCUACUGUUAAUAUUUUUCCUUUUAUUUAACUCAAGGAUAUGAAUUUAAUUGUGCUUUAAUUUUUGACAUAUCAUUAUCAGUAUUAAUGUCUGCACUAUUAAUUUUUUCACCAGCAUAAUUUGUUGCUUCAUUCAUUUUAUUGCUAGCCAAAUAUUCUGAGCUUUUCAUUGAUUGACCAGUUUGAUAGGCUGCAUUAUUUAAUGAAUCAGGCAUAUCAUUUUUUAUUGUGGCAGAAGUUGAAGACAUAGAACUUUUUACUGUUUCAGAAGUUAAAGAUGCCUUGUUUUUUAAUGAAUCUUCAGCUGGGGCCACUGGAUUAGGUGUACCAUAGAAUUCAUCUAUAUUUUUUAAAACAAAAAUGUUAGCACACAACAAGUCAGACAUAAUUUAGACUAUGUCUAGACCACUCUUGUAGGUGAGAAGUUUUGAAUUUGUAUUAUAUAGUACCCUAUAUCUGAUAUUUAUAUACUGAAAACAAUAAUAAAUCAUUGCAAUUAAAAAUUAAUACUAAGAUGAACUUGGUAAACAGAUAAGGUUACAGUAUUAGUCUAGUUUUUUUUAAAAAUUUAAAAAUAAUAUAUAUAAUUAUACUAUAUUAAUGUACACAAUUACUGUGAAUAUUGGAUACCUAUAGCUAAUAAUGGAUAAUCAUGAUACCUAAUAAUAUGUUUGGAAAUCUUAGCUUAAGCAAUGUUAUAUAUUUAUUAUCUAGGAAGCAGGUUUGAGUACCAAUUUAUGUAGUAUAAAGCAGCGGUUCUUAACCUUUUGUAGAUCACGGACCCCUGUUGAAAGAUUUUUAGAAAUCGUGUACCCCUUACCAAUAUUUUUACUAAUACCUUUUUUUUUGUUUUUACGAAGCUUCACGUUAUCAUAACCAAAAUUAUAAUAUUCAAAUGACGCGCGCCAUGCCAUGUCACUACACAAGCAACACUUUUCUCCUGCUUAAACUAAAAAGUUGACUAUCUCGUCAACGGUUUAAUGGAAAUCAAAAAUUUCAACACCAAAAUUUAUUUAAAAUAUUACUCCGUUAAUUAAUAGAAUUUUUAAUUUAGGUUUGAAUUUCAAAAAUUAAUACCUAAUAAAAAAAAUGUACAAAUUAUUUCAGGUGUUUAUAAUUAAAGAAACUUUUGUAUUAAACAUUGUUCUCUAUUUUGAAUGUUUACAAGAGAAAAUUGUUGUAACAUAAAAUUCUGAUCGCCCUGUAUAUUAUGUAUAACACAAAAAUAAUAAUAACAUUUCAACAAUAUUUUAAUAACGCACUCGUGUCACAUAUUGAUUUAUGUGUUAAGGCUGCUGCGGACCCCCAACUUGAGUAUCGUGGAUCCCCAGAGGGCCGCGGACCAUAGGUAAAGAACCGCUGCUAUAAAGUAUAAAAUAAUAAAACAAUUUCUACCACUAUUUAUAAAAUAAUAUUAUUAGUGUGAUAUUAGUAACAUAUUUUUAAUGUAUUUUUUUGAUAUUAUUUAAAUUGUUGCUGUAAUUAUUCUUUCUAAUAAAGUAAAUAAACUUUUGAAGAUUUGAAAACUAAUUUUUGUUUAAUGACCAUUUCUAAAAAUGACACAGAUAUUAAAGAUAAUUAAUGUCAAUAAGAAAAAUGGACAAUAAUAGAAUAUGCAAUGCACUCCUUAAGCCUUUGUAUUUUCUAUGAGAGAAAAGCUGAUGAAAUUUGUCAUUGUCAAAUUUUCUCAGAAAAUAGAAUCUUCCACUGUAUUGUGUCUGUUAUGUACACUUUUAUAUAUUUUUCCAGUUGCUUUUAGGCACUUUUAACGGGUCCUUCUGGACCAAAUGAGCUCAAACUUUGGAAUUAGAAUUGUUUUAUUUUUUUUUUUAGCUUUGUAUACUCUCUCAGAUUGCCCAAAUGUAGGGAAUGUGCUUUUUGGAGGUUUCAACUUUCAACCGCCUUUUCAUCCAUUUUUAAAUUCAAAUCUCAUGUAAUAAAAUGUAUAUACAAAUUUAAUGUGACUCUAGCAAACAUUACUAUUUUAAAUCAAUUAUACAAAUUGUAAAGGCAACAAAUCGGUUAGAGAAAAAUUUGAUUCUUCUGACAUAUCUGCUUAUCAUAAAUAUUUUUUUUACUGCUAUUAAAAAAUAUUUUUUGAAUUUAGUAAACUGUUGUUUAAAAACUAAUAUCAAACGAUCUGAAAUAAUUAAGAAAUAUCUAAUCUUUAUAUUUUUUUGUUACACUAUUGUUUUUCUAAAAUACAUGUUUUACAUUUAAAUAUUUACUAUAGUUAUUAUCUAAAAUCCAAAUCUAUAAGUAAAAUUUCAGUGUAAAUACAUACCCUUUAUCCAGGAUAAUCCGUUCAUUGCUGAAUUAUACAUUGAACUUCCUAGGUUUUCAGCAUAACCAACAGUAGUCUUCGUAUCUUCUUGAGUAGUUAUCUGUGUUUGUUCUAAACUCUGUGAUACAACUUGUGACUUUACUAUCUAUUGAACAAAUUUAAUAAUUUAUAAUUUUACUAUAAAAGGUCAAAUCUUAUUUUAAAAAAAAAAUUGAUUAAGUGAACAAUUCCUUAUUGUAAAUAAAUUAUUAUAAAAUAUAAUAUCUUACUUGCAAAGUAGCUCCACUUAACAAUAUAAAUAUUAAAGUCAACUUCAUGAUUAAUAUCGAAAGAUCACUAUUGUCACUUAACUCAACCACUAUUUAAUCUUCAAUGAAUCUGAAGGCCUGUUGAUAAUUUCAUUAUAUAUAUGUAUAACAUUUAAUGUAUUUUUAAUAUUCACCAACACGAAAUCUCUAAACAUCUAAUUACUUAUUAUUCUGUUUGCAAGAAAACAUAAUUUAAAUAGGUACCCUUAAUGUAUACCUCCUGCCCAUAAGUGUACUUAAUUUUAAAAUCACCUGUCAACUGAUUUUACCAUCACUAUGUAAUAGUGUAAACAUUGACACUUUAGGUAUAAAAAAAACAUCAUUUUUAAACUUUAAAAUUAAAUACAAUAUUAUUUUUAUAAAAAAUUCUGUAUAAAAUGGUAUAAUAUCCAAAAAUUUAAUCAAUCAUUUUAAUCCCAUAUUAAUUAUAAUGAAAAUAAUUCAAUUUCCUAUUAACCUAACCUAUUUUAAAUCUAUUAACUUAUUUUUAGAUUUUAAAAAAAUGUUGACUUCUUUGUUAUAUGAUAAUAAUUGAAAAAUAAAAAUAGAUCCAUUCUUUUUAUUCUGAAAUUUUAUAUAAAACUAUAACUUUUAUAAAAAUUUUACUUUUUCAUGCAAAUAUUUUUAAGAUAAAUAUUAAAUAUAUUUUAUAGGUAGGUUGCUAAUGAAUUAAGAACUAAUAGAAUACAGUUGAACUCAUUUUUAGUGGUCACUUAACUUAUUUUUAACUCACAUUUAAAUUUGUGCCUCGCUUAGCUAGUUUUUAAACUAAUAAAAAUAUUGAUAUACAAAUCUGGGGACUAAUUAUAACAGACCUUAUACAGUUUUAAUAAUAUUUAAAUUUAAAUAAAAUAUUAUAUUUAAAAAGAUAAUUUCAAAAAUGUUCAAUGUACCGAAUUAUAAUUUUAUACAUUUUAAAAACAUAUUAAUUUUUGAUUCAAAUUCAAAUCAUUCAAUUUACAAAAUAAAAAGUUGUGUUGACAGAUAAAAUGUUAUGUUUUGGCGUUUAUAUUGUUAUAGGUGUCAGUGGAAAUUGGAUAGAAAUAGCGUAUGGCACCACUUCAGGUACUGUACGUGUGAUUGUACAACAUCCUGAAACUGUAGGACAUGGUCCUCAAUUGUUUCAGACAUUCACUGUACAUCAGAGUUCCGUAACCAAGGUAUAACCAAUAUACUACAGAUAUUUUAACCACACAUUUUGUUACUGUCAUAUUGUGUAUAGGUAACACUUUCGGAAAAAUUUCUUGUAUCUGUGUGCAGUGAAUACAACCAUGUAAGGACGUGGAGCGUUACUAGGUUCAGAGGCAUGAUUUCCACGCAACCUGGUUCUACUCCAGUUGCUUCUUUUAAGAUAUUGUCCCUCGAGGAAGUAGAACCUUGCAUUAGCUACUGCGCUGGAAAUGACUGUGGUUAAUAUAAUUUAAUAUGAUUUUGUUUUAAUAAAAACAUAAUAUUUUGACUUAUCAUUUAAAUUUCUAUGUUUAUAUGUAUUUUUGUGUCUUAAUUUAACUUGUUAUAGGACCAUAUGGGGAACAGGAUGACGAGCAAGUAUUUGUUCAAAAAGUUAUGCCAGAAACUUCUGAACUUUUUGUUCGUCUUGCAUCCAAUGGCAAAAGGUAAAAUAAUUAUAUUGUAACUAUUUAAGCAGAUUUUUUAUAGCCUGGACACAUCCAAUUGGUUUUAGAUUCUAAACACUUUUAUUUAUAAUAUAUAUAGUGAUUAUUUUGUGUCUUAUAUUUUUGGUUCUACGAUACGUCUUCAUUCUGUUAUUCAUAAAUGUUAUUCCAUUAUAAUUUCUAAAUUCUUGUAUAACUUAGUUCCUUUUAAAUAUUAUUUAGGUAUUACAAAACUUCCUCCAGUUGUCUGGCAUUUUCUUUUCUACUAACACGUUAUUGAAAAAUCUUUUAAUCAGCCUAUGUCUAGUUCUUCUAAUAUUUUUUACUCUUCCACUGGUACUCCAUCUGAAUCUAUUGCGUUUUCCUUUUUCAUUACUGUUAACCUAUCACAUCCUUCUUCUUAACUUAACCUACCAGAUCUCAGUUCCAAGAAACACUGACUAACAUCUCUCUUGGAUAUUGCUUAUUUAGUAAUUUCUCAAAAUACUCCGAUCUUUGUAUACAUUCUCAUGAUUCAUUAAUACUCUAUUGUUUUCAUUUUUUAUACAAAAUACAUUUUGAAAAUCCCUGGACUGUUUUUCACUCACCUUGGCCAAUCAAUAAACUUUUUUUUCAUCUUUAUUUGCUUCUAGUUUCUCAUACAAUUCAUCACAUUUCUUUAACGUUCCCUUUACUUACCACCUUAUUAGCUUUCUUGCACAAUAUUUUGUACUCUACUAAAUCAAAUUUCUUCUUAUUCUGCUGCAAUAGCUUAAAUUUUUUUUUCUUACUAGCUAUAAUCCUAUUAACCAAGUUUCCUUGUUUUCUAGCUCAGUGGUUCUUAAUCUUUUUUAUUUGACAACACCCUAAUAUUUAGAUCCAUAAAAAUAACGACACUCUUAAAACAAUUAAUGAAAUUAAAAUGACACACACAACUCUCACAACAUUGUGAUUACAACUAAGAACAUGCUUAUUUACGUACAAAUAAACAACUUUUUUGGCGUCACACUAGUAGAGAACCACUGCUCUAGCAUACAACCCUUACUCACCCCAAUAAUCUCCUUUUCGGUACUUUUAACAAAAAUGACCACCCUUUCCCUUUAUAUUUCCCUCAACAUUCCAUACAAUCUAUUUUUUAUAAAAAAAAUGUUUUGUCUCCGUUAACUUCCACCACUAAAUCCUCAACUCCUUUUUCCCUCUUUUUUUUAUUUGUUUGUACUUUUCCCACAAUAUCAAAAUUCCAUUACUAUUAUUACCAUUAUUUUAUGUUGUAACACCCUUACUAUGUAUUACUUUAAAAUCCUAUAUCUGCUUAAUACUUUCUUUCUUUCACAUAAAAUAAUCAAUUUGUGAUGUAUUCCUUCCUCUCUUAAAAGUUUUAUAAUAUUCUUUCUUCUCCCUAAAAUACUUAAUAAUAACUACAUAUAUGCUAACACAAAAUCUAGAACUCUUUCCCCAGCUUCAUUUAUCCCCCUGAAAUCAUAUCUUAUUCAUUCAUAUUACCACUAAACACAGCAUCCCAUUUCCUGGCCUUGCCUCAUCCAUCUCUCAUUUUCAUUUGUGAAGUAUAUGCACUUACUACAUUUCCUCCACUUCUACCAGUUAACGUUUCAACAUUCCAUGUACCUAUUCUUACCUUACACCUAUCUCUCACACCCAGGUGUGGGUUCAGCUUACUAAGGUGCAGCAAUCAAGCAAGGUCUCUACACCAUUGACACUACAAGGUUAGAUAAAUUGUGAAGCAGCUACUUGCUGUCCGGCUGAUAUCAUACGCUUCAUCACCCAGGCUUCCUCCACCUCUAGUUGCAUCAAUUUCUCUCGCAUUUUAUUCUUGCAGGUUACUAUUACUAAUACUUUUUCUAGAUAUUUGUUAGUUUUUUAAGUAUAUUAAACUACAAUUGUCAAAAUUAAGAAUUAAUUAUCUGCAAAGUAAUCAGAAAAAUUUUGUUUGUAAACUAUUUUUUAAAUAAUAUGACAAUUGAGCAUAUUAUCCAAAGUAUAUUUUAAUUUGAUUUUCUGCAGAGUAUGUUUGAUACGGGCUGUGGACUGCACAAUAAUCACGUGCUUUUGUGUUCACGAAUGUGAGGGUUCUAGUCGUAUGGGUUCACGUCCUCGUCGGUUCAUUUUAACCGGACACUGUAAUGGUGCCAUUCAAAUGUGGGACUUGACUACCGCUUUGGACUUGGCCAACAAAUGCUUACGUAAGUAUUUUCAAUAAUGAUGUGAAUUAUUAUGCUAGUAUAAAUUUUUUAGGUAAUACAUUCAAUUUUGUAUAAUAUUCUUUUAUAAUAAUUAAAAAUGUUACAAAAAAAAAAAAAUUAACCUACAUUUAAUUAUAAAAAUAAAGACACUAUUUAUUUUUCACUUUAUUUUAUGCUCAAUAACUAUUUCUUGUUAUUUUAAAAUAGUUUUUAUUCAAAAAUAUAUUUUGACAAAUUUGCAUGACUGGAAAUACAACUUAUAAAAAUAUAUUAAAAAUAUGCAUUAUAAAUUAAAAAAAAGUUUAAAAUUAGUGUUAUAGUAAUAAUAAUUUUAAUAGAUAAAUGGGUACUGGUUUGUUUUCGCUCCGCGAUCCAUAUAACAAUAAAUACAUCGUAUAAAUAUAAAAUAAUUCGACGGAAAAUAACUGGCAUUGCUAUUAGGUGCCAACCAUAGGUGUUUAUCACAAAUAAUCAAUAAUUUAAUAAUACAAUAAACCGAUCUAAAAAAAAAAUUAGUUUAUUUAUUGAUAGUUAUAAUCUAAUAAUUCGAUGAUAAAUUAAUAUAAUAUUAAAAAAAAAUUAAAAUUAAAAAUGUAUAAAAAUGUUUAUGCUUUUCGUAAUUCCCAUGAUAUUAUAUCAAUAUAUAUCGUCGAAUUAUUAGAUUAAUAAAUAUCAAUAAAUAAACUCAUUAUUUUAUUAUUUUAUUAUAUUAUUGAUUAUUUGUGAUAAACAUCUAUCUUAGGUACCUAUUCGUAAUGGUACGUAUUUUCCAUCAAAUUAUUUUAUAUUUAUACGAUGGAUUUAUUGCUAUAUGAAUGACGGGCCUAUUAAGGUUUCACUCGACUCGGUGGGGCUAUAACAAACCAAUACCAAUAAAUAAUUUUAUCUGAUAUAUAUAAUAUAAUAUAAAAUAGAAUUUUAACAAAAAAAAAAUCUAUUUCUAAUGAUUAUGAUUGUUCUUAUGAUACAGAAAUUAGUAACCUAUUGAAAACCUUUUUUCUUGUUUAGAACCUAUCCCAAAUGGUGGACCAACGGCCGAAGAACUUUUGCGGUUGCUAGACCAAUGUGAUUUGAGUAAUAGCCACUGUUCCACACCCAGCAUAUCUCCGUUUCCAGGGACAUUGAUCUCUAAGGGAGGGAAUACGGCAAGAUUAAAAGCGUCUAACGUGGCCUUCCUCAACCAAUCCCAACAGACAGACUCCUCCACUUCAACUACUUCCUUGUAAAAAAAAAAAAUUGUACUAGAAGAACGAAUUUCGAACAUAUUGUGCAUACAAUUUUUGUUUUUAUUUAAUUUUGUCACUGGAUUGCUGGAUGAACAAUUUUAUCAAUUUUAAUUUUGAAGUGUAUACAACAUAUAAUACAUAAUUUUAGGUUAUGGGAAAUAUAUAUCUAUACGCUUUAUUAAUAUUCUGGAAGCCUGAAUUAUAUUUUUUUUUAUACUAUUUUUAGAAUAAGAAUGCACUUGACGGCGAUCUAAAAUCGAUCCUCAUGCGCGUAUGUCUCUACUAACUAAUUAUUAAUAACCAAUCAUAGAACGUCUGGAUGUAUGGCCUGGUACAUUCUUAUUCUGAAAAGGGUAUAGUUUUAAUGAUAAUGUUGCAUAUGUGAUAUGCCACCAUAAUAAAAAAAAUAGUGUAAAAUAAAUUUAUGUUAUCAAAAAUAUAUUUACUUAAAAACUCUACAUGUUUCAGUUAUUUUCUAUGUGCUCAAAUUUAAAUUUAUUAUACAUUUUUAUUUUGUCCAAUUUUAACAGUAAACAUUAAUUAUAGAUCAUAAGCCUAGAUAAAUUGUGAACUAAUUUUUUAAAAAAUUGCAUAAACAACAUUAUGUAUAUAAUAUGUAUGUGUGUGUAUAAUAAUGGGACCAAUAUGUUAAAAAAUUAUUGUAUACUCAAUUAAAAAUUCUAAAUUUUCAUUACCU
This is a messenger RNA of Cinara cedri, 14736 nucleotides long. Lineage: Eukaryota; Metazoa; Arthropoda; Insecta; Hemiptera; Aphididae. The record is from the annotation of a GenBank genome assembly.